UCGGACAUUUCGGCACGGAUAUUUCGGCGCGAAGACAAAUUGGCGCUGGGCAUUUCGGCGCGGCUAACCUAACUAUACCUAGUAUUAAAUGUUUUCGUAAUAUUUUUUUUUUUAAAUAAAAUUAUCCGUAAUCACCGUAAUAACCGUAAUCGUCAAUAGUACAAUCCAGUCAAUUAUGUGUAACGUAAAAACCGAUUAAAUAGGUAAGAUAAAGGUAGGUACCAGCAGUUAAGAUAAAGCGAUGAAUCGACCGUCUGACCGUAGACGUGUAGAGUAUUAACUGUAGUUUGUAAGUCAGUCAUAGUGGAAUAGUCGAUCAGUAAUAUUCAGUUAUAAAAAUUUCUAAUUAAGAUGUCAAAUAAUUUACUAUCAAAUCGUGGACGUGAAAUUUUACCGAAAGACGGUUUCAUGUAUGUCUUCGAUAAAUUUAAUUUUAAUAAUACAAUGCGAUUUUGGAGGUGUCGCAAUAAAGAUUCUUGUAAUUGUCGAAUUCAUACAGGAAUCAAUGAUUAUAUUAUUCGAAAAAAAAUGAACGACCAUACGCAUGAUUCUGAGGCAGCUAAAAUUGAAGUAGAGGCUGCAAUUACAAAAUUUAAGACAUGUGCACUUCAAACAAUGGAGCCUACAUCAGUUGUAAUAAACGAAUGUGUUGGACCUUUAUCCGAAGCAGCUAAAGCCACUUUGCCAAAUAAUUCAUCAUUGAAAAAAACGGUUCGCCGAAAACGUCAGGAAAUCCAAAUGGCUCCAAAUAAUCCAGCUGAUCUAACUACACUUAACAUCCCACCCGCUUAUACUAUGUAUUCUCCAUCAAACGGUAAUGAGGAAAUAUUUUUACAAAGUGAUAGUGGUCCGGGACCUAAUAGAAUAUUAAUUUUUGAUCGAUCUAAGAGCCUAGAUAUUUUGGAGAAUUCAAAAAUUUGGUACAUGGAUGGGACAUUUAAAGUUGCACCUACAUUAUUCAGUCAAGUUUAUGUAAUAUUAGCUGAAUAUUUACACGGUAUCGUGCCUAUGGCUUACAUUUUACUCCCUGAUAAACAAUCAGUCACAUAUGAUUAUAUGUUUUCAAUGUUAAAAAAUGUAAGACCUAAUUUAAAACCUAAAUCAAUUUCAUGCGAUUUCGAACAAGCAGCCAUAAAAUCAAUAAAUAAAAAAUAAAAAAAAAAAUUUUAAAAACACACUUUUCCAUAAAAACAUUUAAAAAAAAAUUUUAAAAAUUGCACUAAAAAGACAAAAAUAAUUCUCUGUACUUAAAAAUAAUGAAAAAUUUAUUGAUGAAAAAUUUAAAAGUGUGUGGUGCUCAUACACUUGACAUAUAUUCCCAGUCACUAUCUAAUAAACAUGAUUGAACAAAGAAGUGUAUGUGAGACUUUCCUUGGCUUUUAAAUUUUUCAUCAGUAAAUUUUUCAUUAUUUUGCUCUUAUACUUGACAUAUACUGCCAGUCACUAUCUUAUAAACAGGAUUGAACAAAGAAGUGUAUGUGAGACUUAGCUCGGCUUUUAAUGUUUUGUAUGAUGCACCACACACUUUUAAAUUUUUCAUCAAUAAAUUUUUCAUUAUUUUUAAGUACAGAGAAUUAUUUUUGUCUUUUUAGUGCAAUUUUUAAAAUUUUUUUUUAAAUGUUUUUAUGGAAAAGUGUGUUUUUAAAAUUUUUUUUUUUAUUUUUUAUUUUCUACUUUUUAGUUGAAAGUAAAUAUUUUUAUUAAACGUUUAAGAAAUAUGUUAAGCUUCGUAAGAGGUUGCGGUUUUUUUUGGGGAAGAGAGAAAGUUCAAUAUCUGCGAGAGAUAUUACGGCGACGUCGUGGGGACAAUCCUUUUUUUUUUUUUUGGUCCAUGUCCCAAAAUGACAACGGAUUAUUGUAUUGUCAUCCAAGACCAAGGUCUAUACCAAUUUUCAGAAUUUUUCAUCUUCAAAAAGUGCCUCAAAUCGAGCGCGCAAGAUUUGAUCACAGACAGACGUGAAACCAAACUUAAGAAAAGUGUUAAAAAAGCAUUUUCUGAUGUUAAAAUAUAAGGGUGUUUUGUUUAUUUCAUUUGUCGAAAAAUUUUAAAAAACAAGUUGGUGUAUUAAAUCUCACAACUCGAUACAAUAAUGACGCUGAUUUUUUUAUAUCAGUUAAAAUGAUAAUUUCAUUAGCUUUUGUAAGAUUAGAAGACCUUGAUAUUGCAGUUGAUUCACUGGCUCAACAUCUUGAUGAAGAAUUAAAUGACUUAUUAGAAUGGUUCGAAGAUAAUUAUAUAGAUCGAACUAACCGUAAUGGUCGGGGAAGAAGAAAUGCGCGUUUCCCUCCGGAAAUUUGGAAUCUAUAUGAUAGACUCUUAAAUUCUGAAAAUAGGACAAAUAAUCAUGCUGAGGCAGCAAAUAGGAGAUUAAAUAUUGAAAUGGGAGUGUGUGGCCCAAUAAUUUGGACAUUUAUAAAUUGCUUGAGAAGGGUCCAAACAGGCCACGAUGUUUUUAUAGCGCAACUAACUGCUGGAGGGAGUCCCCCUAAAAAAUUAAGAAAAUACACUGACCUAAAUCACCGAUUAUAUAAAAUAGUAAGCGAAUAUAAUAUAAGAAAUUGCAUUGAGUAUUUAAAAGGAAUCGCACAUAAUAUUUCUUUAAAAUAAAUUUCAAUUGUAUAUUAUUAACAUUUUAUUUAUAUUAAUUCAUUUUUUUUUUAAUUAAUUUUAUCUAACAUUAUAUUAUCAACAUUAUAUUUAUUUGUAUUUUUUAAAAUUGUAAUAUUGGAAUAAUAUAUUUAUUUGUAUUUUUAAAAUUGUAAUAUUGGAAUAAUGAUAUAGGUAAUAUUAUUUAUUUUGUAUUUUUUAAAUUGUAUAUUAAUAUACCUGCGGCGCCGAAAUGCCCAGCGCCGAUUUGUCUUCGCGCCGAAAUAGCCGUGCCGAAACGGCUGUGCCGAAAUGUCCUAGAUCCGUUAGUACUGAUAAUACACGCAAUUGCCUUUAAAAAUUUUUCUUACGUAUAUAUAUUCCGUAUCUUCAUCAAUUCGACUAAAUACAUAAACAUUUUACAGGUCGCAUCUUUUCAUCAAUUUUUAUUUUUUAUACGUUGAAAUUUCAAUAUUUUUUUUCUAUUACUAUUUACUAUUGAAUACCACGAAUAAAUAUAUAAAACUAAAACAAUUUUACCACUUGCUGUAUAUAAUAUAAUAUGGAAUACGUAAUUGCCUCAGUUCUAGUGAAUGAUUUCUGGAGUUUCGUAAACGCAUUCGCGCACUCAACUUGAAAUAUUGUAUGUUUCAAAAUAUGUCAAAAAUAAUUGAACUUUUUCCUCUUGUGAGUUAUUUUUCAAUAUUAUAUUCCAUAUUGGUUUAACUUCUGCGCGACUGCCGAUUGGUAAAAACAAACAGUAAGUAGGUCUUGCGACACAACAUAUUAAAUAUGUUAUAUGUAAAUCGGCUACUUACAAGCAUGCAGUGGAAAAAACUUAAUUUAUUAUUUGUAAGGAAGCUGCAAGUUCAAAGUCCAUAAAAAUUAAAUAAUAAUAAUUCAAUAUUUUAUAAACAUAACAAAUUUAUAACUA
This is a messenger RNA of Metopolophium dirhodum (rose-grain aphid), 3521 nucleotides long. Its product is annotated as FLYWCH transcription factor 1-like. The transcript is spliced from 2 exons. Lineage: Eukaryota; Metazoa; Arthropoda; Insecta; Hemiptera; Aphididae. The record is from RefSeq and is a predicted model, not a curated record. The coding region runs from base 352 to 1155 and encodes 267 amino acids.